Molecule: messenger RNA, 6392 nt
Organism: Pomacea canaliculata
Lineage: Eukaryota; Metazoa; Mollusca; Gastropoda; Architaenioglossa; Ampullariidae
Product: synaptotagmin-1
Exons: 10
Coding region: 431-1675 (414 amino acids)
Biological process (GO): synaptic vesicle endocytosis; cellular response to calcium ion; calcium ion-regulated exocytosis of neurotransmitter
Cellular component (GO): axon; synaptic vesicle membrane; dense core granule
Molecular function (GO): clathrin binding; calcium-dependent phospholipid binding; syntaxin binding
Source: RefSeq, a predicted model, not a curated record
CGUGGCACUAGGAGACAAAGCUGUGAUCAUGCACUGCACAUGCAUUCACGUAGUCAGCUUGCACAGCCAUGACGAAAGAUGACGGUCUGCACGCGACUGGACAUCGGCUGCUGGCAGGGAAGGCCUGUUGAGUAACACAUUUCCCAGGCCCUAAUCAUCACUUCAUUCAUCUUCUGGCGACAUCUGCAACGCUUGUGCGGCGGGUGACGCCGGAAAUGUACGGACUCCUCCGACUUUUACCGACAGCGGAAGGGAGGCAACUUGCGGCAUUAAGCAAUGCAGACGCAACACCUUGGCGAGUGACAAGGGCUACCGUUUUCCAGGCGACUGACUGGCAGCCGUCACAGUCUUAUUUCAGGCCAUUUUUCUCCGUAGAGCUUCAUCUACACAAUAGAGAGAGAGUGGGCCUGUAGAAGACAAGCCGUUCAUCAUGGAGGCCCUGUUGCGCCUGCGUCGCGAGGCAGAGGCGGUAGCAGCAGCGGCAGUGUCAGAGGCUGUCACCAGUAGUCCUGACAUCACAACACAAGGGAGUACCAAACAGUCAAAACUAGACGAGUACAAGGACAAGAUUAUCGAAGAAAUAAAAAAGUUGCCAAUAUGGGCUGACAUCCUGAUUGUGGCUGGGGCGCUGCUGGUGUUAUCAUGCUGCCUAUACUGUCUGUGCAAACGCUGUUGUCGCAAGCGAAAGAAGAAGGAGGGUAAAAAGGGACUGAAAGGUGCUGUAGAUUUGAAGAGUGUAACGUUGCUAGGAAACUCAUAUAAAGAGAAGGUUCAGCCUGAAUUAGAUGAACUUCCUGUCAAUAUGGAGGAUAACGAGGAUGCUGAAAGUACUAAGUCAGAAGUCAAGCUGGGCAAGUUGCAGUUUGCGUUAGACUACGACUUCCAGAAAGGCGAGCUGGCAGUGACUGUCAUCCAAGCAGCAGAUCUCCCAGGCAUGGAUAUGAGUGGCACAUCGGAUCCAUAUGUGAAAGUUUACCUGCUCCCUGACAAGAAGAAAAAGUAUGAGACCAAAGUACAUCGCAAGACACUUAACCCGGUCUUCAAUGAGACCUUCACUUUCAAGGCUCCAUACGCAGAGAUUGGAUCCAAGACACUUGUGUUUGCUGUCUAUGACUUUGAUCGCUUCUCAAAGCAUGACCAGAUUGGUCAGGUUCAGGUGCCUCUUAACUCCAUCGAUCUCGGACGUGUUUUGGAAGAGUGGCGUGACCUUACUUCUCCUGACAGCGAGUCAGAAAAGGAAAACAAACUGGGUGACAUUUGCUUCUCCUUGCGCUAUGUGCCAACAGCUGGCAAGCUGACUGUUGUCAUUCUGGAGGCAAAGAACCUUAAAAAGAUGGAUGUUGGUGGUCUCUCAGAUCCCUAUGUGAAAAUAGCUCUGUAUCAAGGAAACAAGCGUCUGAAGAAAAAGAAAACCACUAUAAAGAAACGCACUCUCAACCCCUACUUCAAUGAGUCAUUCACUUUUGAGGUUCCCUUUGAGCAGAUCCAGAAAGUCACACUGAUUAUCACAGUGGUGGAUUAUGACCGCAUCGGCACUUCGGAGCCAAUUGGCCGUGUACUGCUUGGCUGCAACUCCACAGGAACCGAGCUGCGACACUGGAGCGACAUGCUGGCAAACCCACGCCGUCCCAUCGCUCAGUGGCACACACUACAGGAGGUUCCGGAGAAGAAUUAAGCUUUGUGCCCCUUCUUACCUCCCUUCUCUCAGCAUGCCUGCAACAUGGGAAAAGGUCUCAUCAAGCGACAUUGCUGUAUUCUCAAGAGUUGGAAGCUGUUGGCUCUGCUUGUACAAAAGAGGCUACAAUCAUGUACAAUCACAACAAAGAAAAGAAGAAAGAACUUCAUAUUAUUUUACUUCCACUCUGGUCGGGGAUAUGUUUGUACUUAGCUGUCACAGGAUGAUUUUUGUCUCGUAGUAAAGGGAGAGGAUGUUAUGGUUAUAGCUGCACACAUUUUACACUCAUGCCCAGUCCUGCCUGAACAUAUUGUUUUGAUUCCUCUAGACUGACUGCAGUUGCAUUAGCCAGUGCAAAGUCCAGUGGUCAGGUGACCAAUGUAAAAAUAUGCUAAAAGAAUUAUAAAAACAAUAAAUGUUUAUGGACUAGUUACAGGUUUUCACUUUCAACCCUGCCUUGGCACAUACACCUGAUUAAUGCAUAAGCUUUGGAGCCCAGGGGUCAGUGGUCACAAGAUAGGGUACUUUUCGGACGGAUUUUGUUUACGAGUUGCUGGUUCUCAAAGAAUCGUAAAGUUUCAUUGGGCCCUCAGGAUUGCACUGCCUGAGCUGAGUGAUUCAAAAUAGAUAGGCAGAUCUGUAGAAGUGUUGGAGGGGGGGGGGGAACUGGGAGGGUGGAGUCAAUUUUUGUCAGUUUUUUUCUAAAUGUGCUUCUGUGUCUGUCAUCACAGUUUUUGUUGCAAGAAUAAGUACAACGCCUUUUUUUUGCAAAGACUGCAGUUCAGGCAAAGACAAAGCGAAACAGGGAAGGAAGAAUGUGAUGUUUAGUUUUGUUCACAGUUUGUCAUUUGAGAAAAUGGAUCUGCUAAAAUAUACAGAAUACUAUAGUGGUCAGUUUCUAUUUUCAUGUUCCCUGCCUACCAAAGAUUAAAAGCAGCAAACCAAAGCUCCGGCUUUUACGAUCUUUGCUCCAGUAAUCAGCUAAAUCUCAGAUGUACAGCUUGGAGCCCAUUAAUCAACAGCACAAAUUGCAGCAUUGUAAACUUUUAUUGUGCAGUCUUCAGCAGUUGGAUUUCUGGCAGAGACCAUUCUUUAUGCCUUGGCAAUACGUUACAUAAAGUUAAAAGCUUAAUUUGAGAAAACUAGUUUGGCCAGCAACUUUGGUUCUGUCAUAAAACAUUAGAUUCUUAGGGAGUUUCUUGGAAUUAUGAUUAAUUUUUGCUACAAAAAGAUGAAUUAUAAAAAGCAAAUUCCUCCUAUAUAAAUAUAAAAAUAAAAAUAGUGCUUUGCAGGAAGUGAAAACUGGAAUUGGCUGAUAUGACUUGAGAAAUUUGUAACUGCUUUGUUGUUGUGAUGAUACAUACAUCACAGUAUGUUUUAAUUAAAAAUUUACUUUGUUCAGUUUUUUUAAAUUGGAGGCCGUAAUAGCAAUAUAUAGAAAGAGAUAAAUGUCCAAUUUAAAAAAAUCUUUUUGGAAGUUUCCUGUUUCAAAAGCAAAUAUAUUUCUUUCCCACUCCCCUGUCCUUCAUUUUUCACAAUUCUUAUUAAAGUACUGUCAAACAUUCCAAAAUGUAAGAAGUGUAAUAAUCUUGUAUCAAGUGUCACAAGAUCCUGGCCCUUUUCCCCAAAUUGUCGAUUAGCAGAGGUUUCUAGAUUUAUUUAAAGUUAUAGUUAUCCAGAGAGAAACUUAUUCAACAUGGGAUCAAAGAGCUGAGAGUUGAUAACAGUGUUCAUGUACUUACUGGUUGACUAUGUUGGUGGCAACGCGAAUGGGCUAUGGGUCUUUUCCUUAGGCUGCAAAAACAAAAAAAAAAAAAAAACAACAAAAAAACAACCCCAAACCCACUGUUUUCAAGAAGCAAUGAAAUGACGACAUUUUUGUCAGAAAAUCUCAUGUUUAAACUAAAUUUACAUCACAUUCACUUUCAUCAGAUUUUUUUCCAUUUUGUUUUUAAAACAAUGACUUUUUCUGCUCUUGUGUGUGAUUGUGGCAGCUGCUGUUUCUAGUUAUGUUUCAUGUUUUGACAUCAUGGAGGCGGUUAGAUCCAGUGGCUUAACUUUGUGUUUAAAUGUUUAUUAAACAGAAUAAUAUGCAUUUGUAAAUGCAAUUUAUGUUUAAUUUGACAUGUAGUCAGUAUCAUGGAAGAGUACUGUUUAAAGAGAACCUUCUCAAGUACAUAUAUAACAACUGUGAGUGAUCAACGAUAAAGAGAAAUGAUAAUAUUGCUUACAUUGUCUCAUAAUUUGCUGUUGGAAAAAAACCAAAAGAGAAAUCAAGAAUUUUAUCUUUUAAAGAGUGAUUGAAGCCAAAAAUAUUCAGAAGUUGGGAAAAGGUGAUUAUAAAAGAAAAAAAUGAUGAGAUAAAUUAUGUGAGGAAUAGGUGAAAACAGUCUAUAAAAUAGACUUUAGAGAUCAUAAUAAAGAAGAGUACUUGAUGCUUUCAUGAUCAUUAAAACCAAGUAUUAGACUGUAUUUAUUUGAAAACAAAAUCAAAUCCAGUUAUUUAAUAAGGAGAACAAUGAUCUUGAUAUUGUGGAUUUUCGUAGAUUGCUUCAUAACAAAAGAUACAAAUAUAUAAAUAAUGAUCUGUAAGAGAUUUUGUGUCAGUUUUAUUGACAAGGCCUCCUGGUUGUAGUCCCCAAGAUGACAGAUCAUAUUUGACAUUUUCUUGAGAUUUUGUUAGUUUUCCAAUCAAAACAGUGGGAUGCAGUGUUCAUGGAGAUGUAUAUAUGAUCUUGUCUUUUAGGACAAGAGUUAUUUUAAAUAUAAAUGAAAAUGUUACAACCGUGAAGGUGAUUUUAGCAAACAUUUACAAGCAACAGUUCUUUGUUACAUCUUUUCUUCUGUGAUGAUUGUGAAAUAUUGUAAUAGGGACUGCAUCCUUUAGAAGUGAACACAUAACUGCAUCCAAAACUAUGGAAACACUUUUCGGUUCAAAGUUUGUUUCCAAGGUGAUGUGUGAUGUACAUAACUAUCUUCUACCUUCCUUUGUCUCAUGACCCCAAAUUCCAUUAUUUCUCUCUCCUUCACCUCUUGAUCCUUGCUUCUGUUAUGGAAUUUAUUUUGCAUCAACCUCUGUGGUAGGAAUCAAGUUAUAACAAUCACAUUUUGUGUGUACCAGAAGUAUCUCCUUUUCUGUGUGUAGGCCACAUGCUGUUCUAAUGGUCUGACGUAAUGCUAGCUGUGAUACAAUACAUAAUGAGCAGAAGUUACAGUUCUGUACAUAUUAAUAGUUUUAAUAUUUUUUUUCGGAGCAUAGAGAAGGGGGGGGGGUGGAUUUUCUGAUACAUAGCUUCUUACAGUAGAUUAAAUCGAGCAUUUAAUCAGUUCUAUGAGCAACAUGCAAUUUUUUUCCAUGUUUGGAAAUUCAUACCAUUGUAGAAUUGGUACAGUGAAUUUUAACAGAUGAUUGAAGCAUGUGUCAUUAUUCAGCAUUGUAACUGGUUUUUUGUGAUAAGCACUGGUAUAAAAAAAUAUCAUCCAACUUGAAUCUGUACCAGAUUGCAGGUUUUUACCUUUAACAUUGAACAACUUUGUUAUUUCUAUGUAAAGAUUAACGAAGACUUCCAGUAUUCUCCCUUUUGCUUUGUAUCUUUCCUUUCGUAUAUAAAAGGACAUAAGAGAAAAGCUUGACUUUUGGUGCUUGUGCCAGUAAGAUCAUCUUAUACACAGCCAUGAUUACAGAAGCUUUGGCUCAACAGUAAUUUCUAAGAUUUGACAAAGAGAAGGGUGCUUAUUAGCAAAUAGUUUAUACAGUAACGAUGAUACUCUACAGUGUUUUGCUUCAGAACAAGGAGAAGGCAUUGAGAAUGCUUGCCCUUUGCUGUUAUUAUCAAGUGCAAUACUUUGUGCUAGCUCUCAGGAUUACGGUGUCUGUUUUAUUUUGUUAGUGAACUUUAUGUGCAAUCUUUAACAUUCCUUAUGAGACAUUCCCAUUGAAUUCCAUCAAGUUUUGAACUUUAGAAAUCAAAUAAUUUUAUGUACUGUUUUUGGUCUGUUAUCAUGACAAAUCAGAUAUUUUUUCUCUUUUUGGGAGGAAUCUUAUUAAUACUGCUUUUUGAGGGAUUUUUUUUCUUAGUGGACUGCAAGAUUAGUGCUCUUUUGUUGAAGGUAUAACACCUGUACAUACAUGAUCAUCAUUAAGACUUUCCAGCCCUAUGUCAUAUUAAGAUGCAUUUUUUUGUUUUGUUUUGUUUUGGGUUUUGUUUUGUUUUUGUUUUUUGCAGUAGAGUAGUUGCAGUUCAAAUGCAUUUUUUGUUCCAGUGCAGACACAAAAAUAGAACAGUUUGCAUCUCUAGAAUUGCUGUUAAACAAAGAGAUAACUCUUUAAAUGUCUGCUUCUUAUACUCCUUACCCAUAGGAAAUUAACUUUCAAUAUCAACUUACAGCACUGGAAGGAUUUUAACAUGAUGAGUAAGAAUAUUUUUUGAAUUGUAGCAGUUGGAAAAAGAAGUAAAAUUUAUUAAUUUAUGCUGUUACCUAAACGUUUUGUCAAGAGAUUUGUGUAUCAUGUAAUUGUGAUACAAUGGUAGUGAUAAUAAAAGAAAAGCUGCACAAUUUUCUUUUGAGUUAAAACAAGGUCACAUAUAAACGUGAAUGAAUCACGUGGUUACUGCAUUUCGACCGUAAAAAAAAAAAAUAACAUUGUGUCAACACUUAGUGCACUGUUUGGUUCUUGUCCACGUUGGUGAUAAAUAAAGUAUUUGUGGAACGGUCA